Messenger RNA from Hemibagrus wyckioides, 4079 nucleotides. RefSeq names its product E3 ubiquitin-protein ligase TRIM35-like. NCBI's taxonomy places the organism in Eukaryota, Metazoa, Chordata, Actinopteri, Siluriformes, Bagridae. The transcript is spliced from 6 exons. The record is from RefSeq and is a predicted model, not a curated record. Bases 1022 to 2440 code for a protein of 472 amino acids. Gene Ontology annotation, molecular function: protein binding; zinc ion binding.
AUAUAUAUAUAUAAAUCCUCAAAUAUGUAUGUGUGUGUGUGUGUGUCUGUGUCAGUACUGGACUAUGGUCAUGUAAUAUAUAAAAAACAUAUGUAAAAUGUAGUAUAUGCAUGCAUCUUCUCAGAGCUUACAUGAUUUGGACACUGAUGUUUAACAAUGUUUAAAGCCCUCACUCAUCAUUGUGUGUUGUAUGUUGUGUUGGAUAGUCUGCCUUUUCCAUCCACAGACUAAAACAAUAUCAUAUCCUCAUUUAUAAAUCAAUCCUGUGUCUCCUUCCUUCACAUCCUUAGACCUACAUUAGUAGAAAACAUUAGAAAGCAUGCAGGUAGCUACAAUCUUCUGUCUCAUUAAUUUUUUUUUUGUUCUAUUGAUGUGCACACCACCACCACUGGACAAAUAAAUCUACCACUGCAUGAAGUAAUGAACACGACAUCAAAAUGCAAACUUUCAGCUUUAUGUUGAGGGUAUUUACAGGAUCAGGUGUGCAGUGUAGGUAUGUUACUAGACCACUUGUAUGUUAAUAAAGCACAACAGGAAUUGUGUGGAGAGACUUUUUCUUGGUGUACUGGCUGCAACUCAAGAUGUUUUUUUUCUUCUCAAAUUCUCCUGGAGGUAUUCAAACCUUUUCCACAUGAGCUCCACUUCUCAGAUCUUUCUUCUCCUCAAUCUCAAACCUCACAACACAGGCCAAAAAUCCCUUGGUCCUCCACAGUCUUAAUACAUCAUAAUGGUCAACAGUAUUUAUUAAGAAAUAGAACAAUAUAUUUUAGAUAGAAUCCUGAAUCGUUUGUGACUGUCACUAGAGAGCAAAACAAACAAACAGUGUUUUAAAUCACUGCCAUUCUAAUCAUCAGGAAGAACCUAAUAACUAAAUACAUUCAAUUUUUUUGUACAUCACAGUGGCCUUCUCACUGCCCUCACAGACAGUUCUCUAUCACACCACCAGAGGGCAUCCACUCUGAAUUUUGAACUCUUCUUUGGUGGUUAAGGGAGAGAACAACAGCAGCAGCAGUAAAACAAAAUGGCUUCUAGGUUUUCAGAGGAGGAUUUCUCCUGUCCUGUGUGCUGUGAAAUCUUCAAGGAUCCUGUUGUUCUACACUGCAGUCACAGUGUGUGUAAAGUGUGUUUGCAUCAGUUCUGGAAGACCAAAGGAUCCAGAGAAUGUCCUAUAUGUAGGAGGAAGUCAUCUAUGGAAUCUCCACCUAUAAGUCUGGUCUUAAAGAACCUGUGUGAGACUUUCUUACAGGAGAGAAAUCAGAGCUCUUCAUCAGGGUCUGAAACAGUCUGCAGUCUGCACAGUGAGAAACUCAAACUCUUCUGUCUGGACGAUCAACAGCCGGUGUGUGUGGUGUGUCGGGAUUCAAGAAAACACACUGACCACAAAUUCUGCCCCAUUGAUGAGGCAGCAACAGACUGUAAGGAGGAGCUCAAAACUGCACUGAAGCCCCUACAGGAGAAACUGAAGAUCUUUAAAGACUGUAAACUGAACUCUAAUCAGACUGCAGAACAUAUAAAGAUUCAGGCCCAACAAACAGAGCGUCAGAUUAAGGAGCAGUUUGAGAAGCUUCACCAGUUUCUACGAGAUGAAGAGGCAGUCAGGAUCGCUGCACUGAGAGAGGAAGAGGAGCAGAAGAGUCAGAUGAUGAAGGAGAAGAUUGAGAAGCUGAGUAGAGACAUAUCAUCCCUUUCAGACACAAUCAGAGCCAUAGAAGAGGAGAUGAGAGCUGAGGACGUCCUGUUCUUACAAAACUACAAGGCCACAGUGAAAAGAGCCCAGUGUACACUGCAGCAUCCAGAGGAGCUUUCAGGAGCACUGAUCCACGUGGCACAACAUCUGGCCAACCUGAAGUUCAGAGUCUGGGAGAAGAUGCAGGACACUGUCCAGUACACACCUGUAAUUCUGGAUCUGAACACUGCACAUCCUGGACUCAUUGUGUCUGAUGAUCUGACCAGUGUGAUACACAACUCAUAUUUUGGAGAAAUGAAGCUUCCUUAUAAUCCAGAGAGAUUUGAUGAAAAAAAAUGUAUCCUGGGCUCUGAGGGCUUUAACUCAGGGACAAACUGCUGGGAUGUUGAAGUUGGAGACUGUACACACUGGUAUGUGGGUGUGAUGACAGAAUCUGCUCAAAGGAAGGGGGAUGUAUUUUCUAGAGGUGGUAUUUGGUAUGUGACUCAUUAUGAUGGUGUAUAUAAAGCAGGUUACACACCUAAAAUAUAUGGUUUCCUCUCACUAGAACAGAAACUCAAGAGGAUCAGAGUGAAACUGGACUGGGACAGAGGAAAGGUGUCAUUCUCUGACCCUCUCACUAACACACACAUACACACUUUCACACACACAUUUACCAACAAAUUACUGCCAUUCCUAUUUAUUAUUGACCCAUAUUCUCCUCUAAAGAUCCUGCCACUUCAGUGGUCUGUAGGAAUGAAUCAGAUCAGUUAGAGUUGGUAUUAUUUUAACUUAUUUAUUAAUGAAAUUAUGCUGAUUAUGUUUUAUAUUUUUUAUCAAUUUUUUUUAACACAAAUUGUGAAUGUAUCAGUGUUGCUAUAUUAAAAGAGAGAAUAUAAUCAAAAUAUUAUUAUUAUAAUGCGUUGGUCAUUACUUGCCAAAAAUACUCAGACACUCAAUAGUGGCUGCAUUAAAUAUACUUUUACAGUCUUUUCAUAGUUAGUUUGCCAUCAUUUGUUUUUAGAACUUCCUGACAACUUGACAUGGAAUCAACCAGUUUAUGAAACAAUUGUAGUACAGGUUUUAUCUCAACUCUCAAAUAAAACUUUCAGUUCAUCCACACUACAUCAACAACAACCAGCUAAUUUCUUUUCCAGUGCAUCCAACAUAUGCACUAUAGUGUUUAGGUCAGUGCUCUGAGAAGUAUACUUUCAAAUGAUAGCUUCAUAUUUUGAAUAAUUAUCCUGGUAAAAAUCCACUUCUCUCAUUUGAAUAAUUCCUUUAAAGCUUACAUCCAAAAUUCAAUUCAAUUCAAUUUACUUGUAGAGUGCAUUUUACAAUGGACAUUGUCUUAAAGCAGCUUUACAAAAGUAGAGAAACAGAGAAAGGAGAAAAAAAAUUAGUAAAUUAAAUUAUUAAACUAUUUUAUCCCUAUUUUAUCCGUAAUGAUAAAGCCUGUGGCAAUAGUGGCAAGAAAGGAACCCAUCCUCAUUUGGGUGGCACUGGACAGUAAAUAAUGUAACUGUAACUAAAUAAUGUCCUUUCUACAACGGCAGUCAAGGGUCCAUGAGGAACUAUUAGGGCAGUGUAGUUUCUGAGUUUAUUAUAGACACUAAUUCUUUGCUGUCAGAAGCUGACAGAUGUAAUUGCAGAUCUGUGAUGGUGUGAAAGUCCCCAAGUGGCUCUGUCCACGGCUGUCUCCUGGUCAAAAUGCCCCAGUACACUUCAUGCCAUCGGUGAACACACACCCACCAACACCACUGUAGGAAAAACAGCCCUGGCCACCACUUUGCUUUACAAUACACUCAAUAAUGCUUAUAAAAAUGCUUUAACUUCAUACUUCAUAGUCAUUUUUGCAAUACUUUUUACCCAGCUGUAUCCAUUAAAGAUAAUAUAUAGUGAAUGUAAUAUGUAGUCAAUUACCUUCAAUUUCAAACAGGCUUCUACAAGGUAACUACAUGGUGUAGUUCAAGACUUUUUUUCCUUAAUUAUGUCCAGUAUAUCUAUUAUCUUUAUAGUUUCAAGUUAAACAAUACAUUUUGGGUGGAAAUGUUUUGCCUUUCUUUAAAAUAAAUGGCAUUUGGUUUGGUUGUUUUCUAAUGGAAUGAAAUUCAUAGAUUUGUGUGGGUUUAAAUGUCCAGAUACUUUUUUUUCGUAGUCAUUAUAUGUCUCAAGGAAGGUUUUAUUUGUGUAUAUGGUAUGAAGAAUUUACAUUUCAUUUAGGUUUGUAUGUCUUCAUUUAUAUUUUAUUACAUUAUAACAUUUUUCUAAUGUAUGCCUGCAAUUUAUCUUGCUCAUGUUACACCUCCACUGCCCACAGUCUCCACCUGACCACCUUUUAUGUAAGAACGCAAUGCCAUCAGUCUAAAAUAUGAGGUAUUUAGUCUCAUAAUAAAUUGUAUAUCCUCUUGAA